GUCAGACAGUGUUAUGACAAGAGGAUAUGGCAACACAGUCUCUAAACUGCAAGCAAGUGGAGCGAAAGUGUUCAUCUAACCCCGCCUCUGACUGUUUGACGUCACAUGCCUCAGUCUUGACACAUGGUGAUGAUCAUCACAUUUCUUACACACACACACACAUGCACGCACGCACACUCGCGCACUUCAAGCCGGUGCUGUAGAGCAGGAUCUAUCAUCACUUGUCGUUAUUAGACGAAUGAACGCUGUUCUGUAUAUCCUUUCAUUUCAGUUUAAUUUUAAAAAUAAUUUUUGCACUGAAUAAGAGAGAAUAUGUCCAGACAGCUCACAAUGACUUCAGCUUUCCUACCUCCGCAAACUAACGGCGUUUUGAAGGCGCUCCUGGAAAAACCUCUGAAACUACCUUUGCACCAAGAUGAAGGCUACGUGAAGGAGAGAGAGAAGGUGAAAAAGCUGGAGGAAGAAGGAAACACUCCUCAAUCAGCUUUCUUAGGGCCAACGCUUUGGGAUAAAACAUUGUCUUAUGAUGGAGACAGCUUUCAGUUGGAGUAUAUGGACCUUGAGGAGUUUCUCUCUGAAAAUGGCAUCCCCUCUAGUCCCGCACAACAUGACCAAAGCCUCCAUCACCACCAGCAGCAGCAGCAGCCGCAGCAGCAGCAGGCUUCAAUGCCUCAGGGCCCCAUCUCAGUCAUGGACCUCAGCAGCCGGGCCAUCACCUCCAUCCACACAGGCAUGGUUCCUCAGAACUGCCUCCACAGCCCGGGCAGACCAGUUUUGCCUCCAUCACGUAACACACCAAGUCCAGUAGACCCAGAGGACAUUCAGAUACCAGUGAGCUAUGAGCCUGACCCGGCAGACCUUGCUCUGUCCAGCGUGCCAGGCCAGGAGGUUUUCGACCCACGCAAACACAAGUUCUCCGAAGAGGAGCUGAAGCCUCAGCCUAUGAUCAAGAAAGCACGCAAAGUCUUCAUUUCUGAUGAAAUGAAGCAGGAUGAAAAAUACUGGGCACGGCGCAGAAAGAACAACAUGGCUGCCAAGAGGUCACGGGAUGCUCGGCGCCUAAAGGAGAAUCAGAUUGCCAUCCGGGCUGGUUUCCUGGAGAAAGAGAACGCGGCGCUCCGACAGGAAGUUGCUGAACUACGGAGAGAGCUGGGACAGUGUAAAAACGUCUUAACCAAGUAUGAAGCUCAACACGGCCCUCUGUGAGACCACCCGGGUGCUCCUCAACUUCCCUCACCCCUGCCCUUCUAAUUCGAAGGACAAUAUUGUUGGGUUAAAAUCCGCCGGGCCUGUUUUCCAGCCAGCCCUCACCUCAGUCUGUUCUUGGCACCUUAGAAGCAGAAACGUUUCAUCGUGUGGUUAUUUCAGACAUCUUUUAGAGAUCUACCCGCUCUCUUUCUCUAUUUGUUAUUAUCGCAAACAAAGCCACUGUUGUUUGCAGAUCGUGUUACUUAUGAUUUUACUGUGCUGUAGCAUUUGUCCACAAACAUUUGCCUUGAUUUGUCAUAAUUUAGCAGUCAAAUCUGAGCUAGUGGAUUUUCUGCUGUUCCUCUACAGACACCCAUAGCAUUGUGUAUGAGAGGAGUACAUGUGCAUAGCUGCUUCAGGCACGUAAAGGUUUUGUGUCUCCGUAAAGACAUUAUUCUCACAGACAGAACAGAAUGUAGCAAGAUUUGAGAGUUUGAAUUCAUAAAAUAACUAUAUGUGACCAUAAAUACUAAAUAUCUGAAAACAGACAAUCAAUUUGCUAAUGAAAUGAGGAUGCCAGGUAAUGAAAAUCUGUGCCACAGAUCUGGAGCUUGAUUGAAAUUGGCUGUUACUUUAUUAUUAACCAGCAGGUUUUUUUUUGUUUUGUUUGGUGUAUGUGGUUAAUGACUUUCAUUUUAGUGGAUAUGAAAGAUAAACUGUAUGUUUAUGCAGAUUUGAAAGUUCAGUUAAAAAGUCGCAUCCAAACCUUUUAAAUCCUGGGAAGCUAAUUUAGUUUAGGUGGAACUGCCUGCUGCAAUAAUUCCAUCAGAUUCAGCACGGAGCGUCUGUCUGCAUUAUGCUUUUGAGUUCAAAAUGUGAUCAAGGAAAGCAUAUUGAACAAGGUCCCAAUGCCCUUAUUGCUAACACAAAGAGCCAACCUGGUAUUUAGAGUCUAUUGAAACAGAUAUGUUGCCUUUUGUUGGUCAGUUGUGUAAUGAAUGUAGUACAGUGUAUUUUAUGUCUGUCACUCUUUACUACAGACCAAAUGAUAUGAAAUACAAUAAGGUUAUAUUGUCAUAUUGCAAUUAAAUGUUUUUACAAAGUUAUUCUUGUUUUUGUACAGUAUUUUCAUACGGAUUUCUGAAUAUAUCUGUGUAAUUUGAUGUAUACUGUAUAUUUAUAGGCAACAAACUUUAUGGAAAAAGUUCUAAAUUCUACAGUUAACUGUAUAUGGGCAUUAAUACAGUACAUUUAGUACCAUGAUCGUAGUUUCUGUACCUAUUCUUAUACAGGCACUUUUGUGUUAUGUGCAUCAAUAUCCAAACUUUUUUCAUGGUUACUUUUUCUUUUGUUGUUAAAUUAUAUUGUCAAUACCUAUGUUACUUGGUAAAAGAACGCUAUUCUUGGCCACAUAGAAUGUUGUCAAUCAUUGUAUAUUUCAACAAACAAGAUGUCUUUUAUAUUAAAUAUAUUAUAUUACAGCAUGUUUAAAUUUUAACAUUCUUUCUUGAGAUGAUUAUUUGACUUAAAUAUUUGCAAUAUGUUGUCUGUUGUGGUCCUUUUUGGUUCCCUUUUCCUGUUUCAU
Messenger RNA from Onychostoma macrolepis, 2773 nucleotides. It is a transcript of the gene hlfb, whose product is annotated as HLF transcription factor, PAR bZIP family member b. Gene Ontology annotation, molecular function: RNA polymerase II cis-regulatory region sequence-specific DNA binding; DNA-binding transcription factor activity, RNA polymerase II-specific. Gene Ontology annotation, cellular component: nucleus. NCBI's taxonomy places the organism in Eukaryota, Metazoa, Chordata, Actinopteri, Cypriniformes, Cyprinidae. The record is from RefSeq and is a predicted model, not a curated record. Gene Ontology annotation, biological process: regulation of transcription by RNA polymerase II. The transcript has 4 exons. The coding region runs from base 313 to 1206 and encodes 297 amino acids.